AUGAUGCUGGCGGGGCUGGUGAUGCUGGCGGGGCUGGUGAUGCUGGCGGUGCUGGUGGCAGGACUCCUUCCUCCCCAGCUGUUCGAGGCUGCGCUUUGCGCAGUUAACAGCAAACAAGAAGCCUUUUCGAGCGUUUCCGCCUCCAUCUACCUGGAACGAACCGCGCCCGCACAAAGCCCGGCCCGCGUGUGCCACCCGUGCUGCGGGGACAGCGCUCCUGACCCCGGCUACCGGCACAGAGGGGGCAGCAAGCAAAACGGGGCAGGGAAGGAGGAGUUGGCAAACAACGCCGCCAGAACGAGCCUCCUGCUAAUGUUGGCAAAGUGCAGCGGUGCCCCGAUCCAGCGGAGAGCUGCAAGCGGCCUCUCGGCUGGGGAAGGAAACGAUGGGGAUGGCACAGGGACGGUCCUGGGGGCUGCGAGGGGGCGAAAGCCCCCCAGGAGCCACCUGGUAGGGGUGAGCAGCGUGCGGGGGAGCGGACACGACGCGAGCGGGUGGCGGGCCCCCGGAGCCGCCCCCUCCCCUGCCCGGGCUGGGCUCGGCCGCUCCGGGCGCAGCUGCGGCGGGGGCGGUGCCGGGGAGGGGACGGCGGCGGGCCCGGCCCCUGUGCCCGCCCCGCCGGCACAAAACGGAGGCGGGGGCGGCCGGGGCCGCACUCCCCGCAGCGGGCCGGGCUGCGGGCCGGGCCGAGCGGGGGAUGUAGCGCUCAGCACCGCGGACAGCGGCGGGGCCGGCCGGGGGCUGGCCGUGGCUCCGGGGGCUAUGGCCGGCGUGCAGCAGGGCGAGAAGCAGCUCUUCGAGAAGUUCUGGAGAGGCACCUUCAAAGCCGUGGCCACGCCGCGACCCGAGAGCAUCAUCGUGGCCAGUAUCACCGCCGGCAAGCCGCUGCCCAGUGGGACGCUCGGCUGCCUGCCGUACCCUGCGGAGGACAGACGGCCCGAGAAGCUGAGCAGCUGCGUGGUCAGGGAACCCGCCAGCACCAAUGGCUGCGCCAAGGGCAGGGACAGACGCGACCGUGCCCACCGCAGGUCACGCAGCCCUUCGUGUGAUGAGGAGCGGCCGCUGCCGGCUCGGGGGAAGAAGAAGAAAAAGAAAUCUGGCCGCAAGAAGAGAAGGAGGUCUCCCUCCUACAGCCCUUCACCUGUGAAGAAGAAGAAGAAGAAAAGCUCCAAGAAGCGAAAAAGAAACAGGUUAUCAUCAAAGAAGAGAAGGCACAGUUCUUCAAGCCCCAAAAGUAAGAGAAAGGAAGAAAGAAAACACAAAAAACACUCUCGUGGGCGCACCCGGAAAUCCCAUCGGCAUCGCCGCUGCCACUCUCGCUCAGAGAGCUCCGACUCCCACUCCCCCAGCUGCCGGAGCAGGCACAGAGCCAGGUCUCGGGAGGAAGGGCGUAAAACACGGCGAAGACACUCCUGGCACCAUUCAAAGAUCACGGCAAGGAGAAGCUCCUCUGCAGAGGUUCAGGCCAGUCAAAAAGCCAGCCAAACCCUCCCACUCUGCAGCUUCCUGUCCUCUAAGGAAGUAAGCGUGUGGGGCCAUGUGAGUCAGUGCUUGUAAAGCCUUAUAAGGCAGCGGGGAGAGCAGAACCUCACACCACACGCUGAUGUGUGCACGCACACGCAAAGGAAAAAAAAUCAGAUCUCUCAGUCAGGGUCUUCUGCUGACCUCUUUACCAAAACAGACAGCCCGCCUGGCAACCUAGCCAGCCAGAAUGGAGAGUAUCAUGAAUAUGACUCAGGAAACGAUACUUCCUCCCCUCCCUCCACUCAAACGAGCUCAUCCAGGUCAAAGGACAGCCAGGAGAAAAGAAGUCUAGUCCAUGAUGGCUUUGGCCAUGCCUUCUCGUCCGGGAAGCCCAAACUGGCCAACAGCGAUAACAGCUCUGAUUCAGGAAAUUCCUUCACCAGUUGCUUUUCCCAGACCAAGGGAACAGCUUUGGAAAAUCUGUCUCCAGAUGCCCAGGGACAAGACCGAAGAGCGUGCCUAUCCUCAUGUCUCGGUUCCUCAGAGGAGAAGAAGCGAAGCUUCCUCCCCUCCCCAGCCCACAGCUCCCCGCUCAGGCCUGGCUCCCGCAGCGAGUCCUGCACCAGCACGGGCAGAUCCUCCCCCGGCUCCAGCCGCUCCCGCUCCUCGCCCCGCAAGGCCUCUCCCAGGUACUCCCGAAGCAGGUCCUGCUCCUCGGGAAAGAGGUCUUCCUCACGUUCCCCCAGCUAUUCCUCCAAAUCCUGCAAAAAAAGUCCUGGGAGUAGAAGUUCAAGGCCUCGCCGGAGCCCCAGUUACUCCCGCUACAGCCGCAGCAGGGACCGCGAGCGGGAGCACAAAUACAGCUCCAGCGAGAAGGAGUCGCACCGGGAGCGGCAGCGGCGGCGCCGCUCCUACUCCCCCCUGAGGAAACGCCGGAGAGACUCUCCCAGCCACCUCGAAGCUCGGCGCAUCACAAGUGCCCGCAAACGCCCCAUCCCCUACUACCGUCCGAGCCCGUCCUCGUCCAGCAGCGCCGGCAGCUAUUCCUCCUGGUACAGCAGCUUCAGCCGCUCCCCGAGCCGCAGCCGGAGCUACUCCAGCUACCGGACGAGCCGGAGCCGAAGCUGGAGCAGCAGCCGGAGCUCGGGCCCCAGGAGCAGCCGCAGCAGGAGCAGGAGCUAUGACUCAGGAGCCAGCUCCGACAGCCUGCGUCGUUAGGGAGUGCCGCUGCUGGCUGUCACCGGGUGCCCGCGUCACCGCCACAUUCCUGGCAUUCUCCGCUUCCUUCCCACCUACCUGGCCAUCGAUAGCAAUCAUCCCCGAUACUGACGUGGUGGCACUGCCGGGUCCCCCAGCCCCGGUUCGGAGUAAGAGCCCUGGAGCGCCUGGUGCAGCCCCUGCGCCCCACUGCAGAGUGCGUGGAUCAGUCCCAGCUCCCCAGGCCAGGCUGGAAGAAGGGUCGGUGCUUUAUAAAGGAUUUGUCACAACAGACCUGCUCCAUCCUCCCCGAUGCUCCCAUCUCCCCAUUGCCACUGCUCUCCAAAGCACUACCAGCGGGUCCAAAGGAAAGAAUUCUGCUCCUUGCUCUUCUGACAAACCAGGAACCAACAAAUUAACUUCUGUUGGAGAAACAGACCAGUUGGGGAGGAGUUUGCUGGAAAGCUUUGGUGGCAGGGGGAGGAUGGCUGUCCCCACCAAGGCAAAUAUCAGGUCCUUUGGGUCCCUUCUCCAGAGCUGCUGCCCACUCUGCAAAGAAAAUAUUUAUUUUCUGCCAGUCAGCCAGACCCUGCUAUAAAUAGAAGGCUAGAAAUCCUUCCUGACAUACUUCCUGGGAAAAAAAGGCUGUUUGCUCUUUCUGCUGCCCUUUCAUACUAGGUAGCAGCACCUUUCACAGGGUUGCUUUAUCCCCCAGCGCUGAAUUUCUUGCAAACCACCUGCUGAGGUCUGAAGCAGGCCUGGGGCUGGUGGGGUACAAGGCAGAGGGGAGCUGGUGCUGUGCUGUGCUCCGAGGGCCAGGCCACGUGUGGGUGACGAGGGCCAAGGGCUUCCCUUCUUGGAGGAAGCCUCGGGCAGUUUGGGCUUGGGUUCUUCUUCAGGGAGCAUUGCCCUCAGAGCGUGUUGCUGAUGGGAGGGAGGUGCAAAGGGAGGUGCAGAGAUAGCAGUUUUGGGGUGCAUCCAGAACACACAGGGUACACAGGGCACUUCAAGAGCCAGGGCACCCCAAUUCCCCUUCCUCUAAACAGGCAGCAAUUUCAGGCAGGAUUCCAGGCAGUCAUUCCUCCUUGAGCCCCUCUGCUGCCCUGGGGCAGGAUCAGCAGCACAGUUGCAGGGCCGGUGCCAGGCUGCAGCAGGAUGCACUGGUGCCCCAGUUUGUUACUGGGAGGCCAGAGCAGUGCAGGGGGACAGGAAGGGCCCCCAACUAAUUGCCUGUUUUUCCAGGGAGCCACAGGCUGCCCUGGGCCCUGGAGUUUUGUCUCCCUGCCAGCCCAGCUGCCUGCGCAAUUACUGUGUUUUGCCGGGUAACAAAGGCUUCUCCCAGCACAGGCUGAGCUGGUGCUGAGGAGUUUAUUUCUCUUACAACACCUGGGUGCUUAGAGACGCUAAUUUGGGCUUAAGACUUCCCUCCCUCCCUUUUUUCCAUCCCCUCCCCUUCCAUCCUGCACGAUUAUUAACGAGUUCGGGCUUAAUGAGUCAAGGAGGUGUGUGUUGUUUAAGUGUUACAGAAAAGGGCUGAGUGGAGCCACCAUCUGCAGGAGG
This is a messenger RNA of Prinia subflava (tawny-flanked prinia), 4221 nucleotides long. RefSeq names its product serine/arginine repetitive matrix 4 (gene SRRM4). The transcript is spliced from 16 exons. Gene Ontology annotation, biological process: regulation of RNA splicing; mRNA processing; neuron maturation. Lineage: Eukaryota; Metazoa; Chordata; Aves; Passeriformes; Cisticolidae. The record is from RefSeq and is a predicted model, not a curated record. Gene Ontology annotation, cellular component: nucleus. Gene Ontology annotation, molecular function: mRNA binding.